Molecule: messenger RNA, 2671 nt
Organism: Malurus melanocephalus (red-backed fairy wren)
Lineage: Eukaryota; Metazoa; Chordata; Aves; Passeriformes; Maluridae
Gene: VASN
Product: vasorin
Exons: 2
Coding region: 5-2128 (707 amino acids)
Cellular component (GO): plasma membrane
Molecular function (GO): protein binding
Source: RefSeq, a predicted model, not a curated record
UUAAAUGCCGCCCCCCUUGUCCGGCGCCGCCAGAGAGGGGAGCGCUCGCCCGGCCGUCGCUGUGCUCCUGCUAUGGACUGACCCGCCCGCCCCGCACCGCCCGCCACGAGCUGACACCAUGAACCAGCUGAUCCUUUGCACGCUGCUCCUCUUGGCCCAGGGGGAGCUGGCUGGGGCAUGUCCAGCGGGUUGCCAGUGCCAGGACCCCGAGACCAUCCUGUGUGCGGCCAGGCGGGGCCAGACGGUGCCCCAGGGGCUGCCCCCCAGCACCCUCUCCCUCUAUGUCUUUGAGAACGGUAUCACAUCACUCAGUGAGGACAGUUUUGCAGGGCUGCCCGCCCUCCAGCUCCUGGACCUCUCGCAAAACAAGAUCACCAGCAUCCAGAGAAACAUCUUCCAGCCCCUGACGGAGCUUGUCAACUUGGACCUGUCCUCCAACCAGCUGCAGGAGAUCACCAAUGAGACCUUCCAUGGGCUGCGGCUGCUGGAGCGGCUCUACCUGCAGAGGAACAGGAUCCAGCACAUYCACGCUGCUGCCUUUGACACGCUGGAGAAUCUGCUGGAACUAAAGCUGCAGAAUAACCAGCUCAGGGCUGUGCCUCCCCUCGACCUGCCCAACCUCCUGCUGCUGGACAUCAGCUGGAACAAGAUCCCUGCCAUUGCACCAGGGGCUUUCCAUGCUGUCAACAUUGAGUCCCUGAAGAUCGCAGGGCUGGGCCUGACGAGCUUAAAUGAGGAGCUGUUCCAGGUUCAAAACAACCUCCAUGAGCUGGACGUCUCUGACAACCUGCUGGAGCGUGUCCCRGCUGUGCUACGGCGGCUGGGCAGCCUCACCAGGCUCAGCCUGGCCGGUAACGCCCGCAUCUCCCAGCUGCCAGCCGAGGACUUCCAGAGCCUCCACAACCUCCAGGAGCUGGACAUCAGCAACCUCAACAUCAACACCAUCCCUUGGGAUUUCUCCGGCUUCUUCCCCAGGCUGCGGGCMAUGACAGCUGCCGGCAACCCCUUCAACUGCAUCUGCCAGAUGAGCUGGCUGGUGCAGUGGGUGAACGCCAGCGGCGUGGUCCUGCGGCGCCCUGAGGAGACGCGCUGCCACUUUCCCCCCAAAAACUCAGGCAAGCUCCUACAUCACCUGCAGUACGUUGACUUUGGCUGCCCCACCACCACGCCCACGCCCACCACGCCCCGCACCACCACGCUGCCACCACUUGCGCCGCUGCCCACCACCCACCGCCUGCCACCGCCCCCCAGCACCGCUGCACCUACCUCGAGGGCCAGGGACCCCCAGGGCAGCUCCACACUGGUGCCCUUCAGUGACGCCCUGGCCCCCACCAGCCCCCCAGUGCCCAUCUGUCCCCCCCGCACGUGUCUGAACGGCGGCACCUGCCACUUGGGUGCCCAGAACCUCCUGGAGUGCCUGUGCCCCACGGGCUUUGCUGGGGCGUACUGUGAGGUGGAGAUGAGGGGGACCACGCCAGCCCCGGGCACGCCGGCCCCACAGCCCGGCCAGGGGGUCAGCAUCGCCCAGGUGGGCAGCACCUCUCUCAAAGUGGACCUGCACAACUACAUCCAGUCCAAGGUGCCACUGAAGGGCAUCCGCCUGAGCUACCGCAACCUGUCGGGGCCCGACAAGCGGCCGGUGAUGCUGCGCUUGCCAGCCUCGCGCUCCGAGUACACGGUGCGGGCGCUGAAACCCAACUGCACCUACCGCAUCUGCAUUGGGGCACUGGGGGAGCUUCCCAAGGAGGAGCACUGUGCCGAGGCACAGACCCUGCCCCUCAGCCUACAGCAGCACUCCCCGGUCACCCAGAGCCAGGACCCCAACCUCGCCCUGAUCCUCGUCCCCGCGCUGGCCGCUGUGCUGCUGUUGGUGGUGGUGGUCACCGCCGCCAUGUACUACCGCCGGCACCGCCGGGCCAAGGCGCACGCUGGUGCUGGGGUGGAUGCCGGCCCGCUGGAGCUGGAAGGGGUGAAAGCCUGCCUGGAAAAUGGGGAUUUGAACAGCCAUGGGUGCAAGGUGCCAGAGGCAGCGAUGCUUUCCGGUGGCUCUGAGUGUGAGGUGCCGCUCAUGCAGUCACACUACCCCAGCAACAACAACACCCCGGGGCUCAAACCCUCCUAYUUCUGAACCCACAGGGCUGCCAGAGCAGGACACAGGAGGGCUGAGCUCCAGCAGCAGCACCUGGCCAAGUCCCUUUGGGAUACAGGUUGCCAAGGAGCUGACUGAAUCGAGGCAGAAACCCCUCCAAUCCCACAACGUGCAAUUUCCAAGAGGCUGCCAUGCUUCAGGAGGAGACACAAGUUUUACUGCCCUGUGCCUUGAUUUCUGUGACUUUACCUAGAAYGUGGAUAGUGGAAGAGAAGAGGGGGUUAAUUUGGGGGUGGGGGGGGCUUUUUUUAGCUCCUGCUAAAGAGAAAGCUGCUGUGACUCGGCUGAAGGACGCCCACGUGCUGGUAACAAGGGUCCUUUAGUGGAGCACAGCCCAUGACUSGACUCCCUGGAAGCUGAUGUGAGCAAUAUGGCCCGGCCGAGGUGCUGGGACCCUCGGGAACCCCGGGCCAAAGGAAGCGCCGAGCAGGCAAACCGGGAAUUGAAGCUUUAAGAACUCAGAGAGAAUAUUUAUACACCGUUAUUUCCCAUUUCUUCUGGGAAAACUUUUUUUUUUUAGUA